CAUGGUAAGACAAUUAUGAUUAUGACUCCCGUAACGAGAGCUGACAUGCACUACAUAAAAGUGAUACUAUUUGUGAGUAUCGGGUUAACAUUCGCUACCGAGACAAUAGAUGACAACUACCUAGAUAAACUUCAAUUGAGAAAUGUAUAUCCGACACAUUAUACACUCAAGCUAAUAGUGAACAUCAAAUCUUCCUAUCCUACUUAUAUCGGUCUUGUCCAUAUCAAUAUUCACAUUCUUUCUCCCAUACAAGUUUUAUUCCUAAAUGCAAAACAUUUAAAAAUAUAUAACUCGAGGGCAAUGCUGAUCAAUGAUCAAGGAAUCAUUGCUGUGAACAACUCUUAUAUGAUUCAAGAGCAGAUUUUAGCAAUAUCUUUUCAAGAAAAAGUGCCACCUGGAAGGUAUAUUCUGCGGAUAAAAUUUCAAUCAACUUCUAAAUACAACUUUUAUCAAAGCAACUUGCACAAUAAAACUAUGACGAUUGGACAAAACAGAAGUUUCAUUUUGACGCAAUUUGGGAAAAUUGCAACCCAGUUGUUAUUUCCAUGCUGGGAUGAUCCAGCGUUCAAAGCUACCUUCGACAUUAGUGUGAAACAUUCCAAAGAAUACAAGGCUUUGUCAAAUAUGCCGUUAUCAAGACGCUACAAUUCUUAUACUACUAUGACAUGGUCACAGUUCGACACCACCCCCAUAAUGUCUAUUCAUCAAUUGGUGAUUGUACUUACACCAUUCAGUAAAAUUGCUAAUCCACGAGAAACCGUCUUUACAUGGUGCAAAUCAGAUGCAACAUCAACUAUUUAUUUCGCGCACAGCAUUGUCGAAAAAGUUCUGAAGCAUUUGUUCCGGUACACAAAUGUUUCUUCGGAAACUCGAAAGAUUGAUCAGAUCGUAAUAUCGGAUGUACCGUAUUCUGAGGCACAUUGGGGACUUCUUGUCUACAGAGAAUCAGAUAUUAUCUACGACAAGAACAAAGAUGCUAUUAGUGUCAAAAUUCAAGUUGCGAACACAGUAGCAACUCAAGUGGCACGUCAAUUAUUUGGUGGCUUGGUCACGCCAAAGUGGAGGAUUCACUCAUGGAUAAGCGAAAGUUUCGCUUUGCUUUUCUCACGCUAUGUCUUGGACCAGAUGUAUGAGGAUUGGAUUGAGAUAUUCUUCACGGUAGUGGAAGAUUUACAUGUGUCAUUGCUCAAAGAUAACGGUUUAAUGCCUCCUGUUUUGUCCGAAAUCAACAACAACUUUGAUAUCUUGUCAUUAAAAUCUACGUCCGAUGUUUACCGUAAAGGAUCUGUUCUAUUGCGUAUGUUGCAACAUAUAAUGGGUGAGGAAACAUUCCAAAAAGGUGUCAUCAAAUAUUUAAAAGAAUAUAAGAAUGGAUUGGUUACUACCGACCAUUUAUGGUUUACUAUGCAAACUGCUCUAGAGGCUACAUCAGUAUCCAAAGUUGAUAUUAAAAAAGUAAUGGAUACAUGGAUAACACAAAAAGGUUUUCCCUUAGUGACCGUGAAGCGAGAUUAUGUAACUGGCGAGACAAUAAUUUCGCAACUACCUUACAAAUCAUUCGAAAUCGUACCUAACGCCACAUCAUCCAAGUGGUGGAUACCUGUGACCUGGACUAAACAGUCGUAUCCUGCUUUUGAUAAAACCAUCCCUACUUCAUGGCUAAGACCGGAGGACAAAACUAUAAGUAUAACAACAAAUCCUAAGGAGUGGAUUAUAGUUAAUGUACAACAAAGUGGAUAUUAUCGUGUCCAUUACGAUCGCACAAAUUGGGAAAAAAUUGCGAAUUACUUGCACUAUAAUGAUUAUUCAAAUAUACACGUAUUAAAUCGAGCACAAAUUAUUGAUGACAUAUGUCAUAUAUUCAAAGAUAGACAAACAGAUUGGGCCUUAUUCUCACUUGUUACGAGUUAUCUAUCGAUAGAGAUAGAUUAUAUAGUAUGGGUUCCCAUGUUAAAAUGUUUAGAUAUGUUGUCGAUAUACUUUCCACUUCCAGAGAGUAAAAACCUUCAGAUGCACUUUGCGAGUUAUUUCACUAACAUUCUUAACGAGAUAGGAUACGAAGAAGAUCCUGAAGAUCCUAACGAUGAUGAUCUUACGAGAAAGGCAAGGCAAAAUCUAGCAUUCUACGCAUGUACUCUCGGUAACCCAACAUGUAUAAGCGCAGCCGCCGAAAAAUUAAGGAAGCAUCUCGCAGAUCCCACAAUAUACAAAAUUUUGCCGUGGUGGGAAAAUUGGACGUUCUGUUUUGGUUUAAAAACAGAAGACCCUUCAAUUUGGGAUAAAGUAUACCAGUUAUAUGAAAAAACGAAGAACGAAACAAUUUUAAAUUUUUUACCUUGCAGUGAGGAUUCUAAUAACACCAUUACGCUUUUACAUAGAAUAGAGAACAAUGUGUUAAUAGAAGCAAAACAGGCUAAUAUUUUCAAUACUAUUAUAAAGCAGCACAUCAGCGACAGUAAAAUUUUCUCUCAUAUCACGGAUAAUAUUAUGGCGUUAAAACCCGAGUCAAUGUCUUUAAAUGAUACAUUCGAUAGUAUUAUUACAAACAUCUAUUCCGAAGACCUACUUAAUAACCUAUAUUUUCGAUUGAUGGCUUUCAGUAACGAUUUUUCCGUAUAUGAAACAAAUAGGGAUAAAAUAGAAUGGCAGCGAAUGAAAAUCCACGCUCUGAAGAGCAACUUUGACAAGAUAUUCUACAAUAAAACAAGGACAUCUAUCUAUGUGAGACUUCAGAAAAUAUGUACCUGGCAAUACCGGACUCAUAAGGACAUCAAACUUCGUAAGAAAAGAAGCUUACACAAUCACGAAAAAACGAGCAAUAUGGAAUAUAUGAAAUUAUUAUUAAAUGUUGGCCUAAUAUUCGCAGUUUUUUGUAUAAAAAAUUCAAAAUCAUGUGAAAAUUGUUAUUCGGCGGACAAUGUACUGCCGAAACACUAUACCAUUCGACUAAUUCCGAACAUGGAAACAGAGGCCACGAGUACAGGCAAUUUGAUUGCCUCUUUCGAGAUACGUCGAGAUACAUACAAUUUUAGCAUAGACUUACUACAUUUAAGCAUAAACGAAACAAUGACAUAUGUACGUGGUCUUUAUAAUGAUAAGUAUGUACCGAAAGAAUAUCAUUAUAAUAAUAUGAAAGAAAUGUUAACCCUUAUUUUUGAAGAAGAGUUACUAAAAGGAAGUUACGAUUUGAUCAUGAAUUUCACUGGGAAUGCAUAUUCAACUAAAGACAAAGGUUUUUAUACAAAAUCAUACAUAAGCAACGAAGGACAAAGACAAAUGGUAGCCGUAACGCAAUCGCAAGAUUUUACAGCCCGACAAACAUUUCCGUGCUGGGAUGAACCAACAUUAAAAGCCACCUUCGAUAUACUUAUAAUGCAUGAUAAAAAAUAUAAAGUUUUAUCAAAUAUGCCGGAAAAGCAGACGUCUCAAAUGCAACGGAACAUGUCUGACACUGAUAUAAUAUGGACAGAAUUUGAAACCACUCCCAAAAUGUCCACUCAUCUCGUAGCAGCUGUUGUAUUCGAUCCUGUUCACAUUUCUAAUACUUUCACAUCCAAGACUGUUAAUAUAUGGUGCAGACCGACUUUGUUAACGCACAUGCAAUUGCAAUUUAUGCACGAUGUUGCUAAAAAUGUCAUUAAGUACUUAUCUGAUUAUACGUCAUUUUGUAAUGUUCCAAUGAUAAAUAUCGUUCUGUUGCCGGAUUCAUUAAUCACUAAAACCGUGAGCAGUUGGGCACUCGUCAUUUACAGAGAAUCAGAUUUUGUCCAAAAAAAUGAAGAUAUCCCUGGCAUGAAAAAAAGACAAGUAGCGGAUUUAAUAGCAGAACAUGUGAUACGUCAUUGGUUCGGUAACCUGAUCACCCCAUCUAGGUGGACCUGGAUAUGGUUGAGAGACGGAUUCGUCAAGUUUUUCAAGGCAUACAUCCUCGAUAUGAUCUUUGAAGAUUGGCGAACUAUGGACUUGCUGGUAGUCAAAGAUAUGCAUUCCUCUCUUUAUAAUGACAUUGGUUACACCAUGACUCCUGUGGUAUCAAACGACAUAAGAUUUCAGUUCUCUUUUUUGAAAUAUACGUUACAAUAUACAUCUCUCGCUAUUAGUGCAAAAGCAUCAGCUUUAUUACGCAUGUUGCAAUUUAUAACAACCAAUGAUUAUUUUCCCCAUGACGUAUUCAACGAAGGUAUCAUAAACUAUGUACAGAAUAAUGCGUAUGGCUCAAUUGAUUCCGAACAAGUUUGGCACAGCAUACAACAUCCUUUCAUCGAGGAAUAUUUCAAAUCCGUUAUUCAAAACAAUCAUACAGACGAGUUCGCGAAACUUAGUAUUUAUUUUAAUUCAACAGUGUCACACAAAACCUUUAGAAUAAAAACAGUAAUGGACGCUUACAUGAAGCAUAUUCGUUAUCCCUUGGUGACCGUGAAACGAGAUUACAUAACUGGCAAAACGAUAAUAACGCAGCAAUAUUUUUCUACGACAAAUGUCAAUCAAAAAUGGUGGCUACCGUUGACCUAUGCAACACAGGCAAAUCCCGAUUUCUAUAAAACUUAUUUCAUUUGGCUAUCACCUGAAGUUAAAAAUAUAAACAUUACGGUUGAUCCAAAUGAAUGGAUCAUAGUCAAUUUGCAACAAUAUGGAUAUUAUCGUGUUAAUUACGAUGAAACAAAUUGGCAAAAAAUUGUGGAUUACUUAAACUCUGAUGAAUAUAUAAAAAUACACGUUUUAAAUCGAGUUCAACUCCUCGAUGACGCAUAUUCUUUGGUAAGGUACCAAAGAAUCAAGGGCUCUAUAUUUAUGAACCUUACGAAAUAUCUAUCGCGAGAAAAGGAUUACGUAGUAUGGUAUACUAUGUUCAGAAUUUUUGGAUUAUUAUCAGAGUCUUUUCUAUUACCGGAAAGUAAAAACUUAAAGUUGCACUUCUCCAAGAUUCUCGGUAGUCGUCUUGAAAAGUUAGGAUAUGAGGAAAAUCCUGACGACGAUGAUUUUACAAAAUUGGAAAGACUAAACGCUACACACUGGGCGUGUUAUUUCGGUAAUACAAAAUGCAAAAGUGUGGCCAAUGCUAAAUUGCUUAACUACAUCGAUGAUCCUGAAAACUAUAAUAUUUUGCCAUAUUGGCAAGAAUGGACGUUGUGCGCCGGUUUGAUGACAGCAAAUACGUCUACUUGGCAAUUAGCAAAGGAUAUAUACUUUCAAAAAUUAUUAGACCGACGUUAUGAAUUUUUGGCUUGCGCUGAAAAACCUGCAAUCAUUUUAAAGUAUUUAGAUAUUUGGCGAAUUUCGAAAAAUACAACAAGGGAAAACAGCGAUUUUGAUGAUAUAAUUAAUUUUAUCAUCAAGAAACAUGGACACAACGAUGAAAUACUUAAUUACAUAUCAAACCAUUUUGAAACACUUAUACCUCGAUUAUCACUACUAGGAACUAAUAUAAUAAGUCGACUGAUUCUAAACGUACAUUCUAUAGCACAACUCAACAAGGUGGAAAACUUAGCAAAUAAUGUGUUAGCAUCAAAUCCACAUGUUUUGGCUGAACUUCGAGACACAAUGGAAGUACGUAAGAGUAAUCUAGAAUUUCAGAAAUUUUUCUUUACCAGUCGGUUCUCAAGCUGAGAAGACAGAUUUGACGUCCUUAAUUAUAAUUUAUAUUAAAAUUUUAAUGGAAGAAAUAAUUGUGCAAAGGGUACCAUAAACUUACAGAUUAUUAAUAUUGUUACUGUUGUUUGUUAUGACUAGUUUUUAUUGUUUUUUAUUUAUUGUUAAUUUUUUCGAUGUCAUUUUAUUUUUAUAAUUUUUAAUAUCGUAUUAUAUUAAUAUAUUGUAUAUUAAUAACUGGUACUAUUAAUAUAAUCUGUAAACUCUUGUAAUGCUUUUCGCUCAAUUGACAAUAAAUUAUACGUUGCAAUUU
Molecule: messenger RNA, 5902 nt
Organism: Linepithema humile (Argentine ant)
Lineage: Eukaryota; Metazoa; Arthropoda; Insecta; Hymenoptera; Formicidae
Source: RefSeq, a predicted model, not a curated record